This is a messenger RNA of Leptinotarsa decemlineata (Colorado potato beetle), 2419 nucleotides long. RefSeq names its product Kinesin family member 19A (gene Kif19A). NCBI's taxonomy places the organism in Eukaryota, Metazoa, Arthropoda, Insecta, Coleoptera, Chrysomelidae. Gene Ontology annotation, biological process: microtubule-based movement. Gene Ontology annotation, molecular function: microtubule motor activity; ATP binding; microtubule binding. The record is from RefSeq and is a predicted model, not a curated record.
CAAUGCGGCCGCUGGUACGUGCUCAGCUAAGGAAAAUAUCGCGUGCGCUGGACAUAAACGAUAAAUAUCAAUUUCUAAAUGCGACUCUUUGAAUUGUGAUUGAGUUAUGUGUGAAAAAAUGACACCUGGAACACCUUCAAGUUCGGGUAGUGACACGUCAAAACCGCCCUUACGUGGGGCUGAAGAACGGCUGAUGGUCGCAGUGAGGAUACGGCCCUUGAAGCCGGAUGAAUCUACAAGAGUACUGCAUGCUGUGAAUAAGAAGAGUAUCGUUCUGGAGGAGACAGAUAAAAUGGAUGUUUUGAGACAGAAGAGAGGUGUUGAUAAGCAGUAUUCCUUCGAUGUGGUUUUCGGAGAAGACUCGACCCAAGAAGAGGUUUACGAAGUCACUACAAGUAACCUCCUCAAAGACGUGCUGAAAGGGUAUAAUGGAACAGUUUUCGCUUAUGGACCAACUGGAGCAGGCAAAACUCAUACCAUGGUCGGAGAUAGAUCUCAGCCUGGUAUCAUGAUCCGAGCACUGAACGAUUUAUUCGAAGCUGUGAAAGAUAAAGAAGAUGAAUAUUCGGUUACAAUGUCAUAUUUGGAAAUUUACAACGAACAAAUCAGAGAUUUACUAAAUCCCCAGUCUGGUUACUUAGAGUUGAGAGAAGACUCCAAAGGAAGGAAUAUUCAAGUGGCAGGUCUUUCAGAAAUCUCGACUACCUCGACUGAUGAAGUGAUGCUCCUACUCCACAGAGGAAAUAAAGCCAGAACCGUAGAACCCACAGCAAUGAACAAAACUUCAUCUAGAAGUCACGCUCUUCUUAGCGUCACGGUUCGCCAUUCCAUUCCUGUGGACAAGGAGGAUCAUCUACGGAUGAGAGUGAAGAAAGGUCGCCUCUUCAUGAUCGACUUGGCAGGUUCUGAGAGAGCGAACAAGACAAAGAAUAGAGGGAAGAGGUUGCAAGAGGGUGCUCAUAUAAAUAGGUCUCUCUUGGCUCUUGGGAACUGCAUCAAUGCAUUGAGUGGAGGUGCAAGAUAUGUAAACUACAGAGAUUCAAAACUGACCAGACUUCUGAAAGAAGCCUUGAGUGGAAAUUGCAAAACUGUUAUGAUCGCCCACGUUUCACCUAGUGCUGCCCAGAAAGAUGAAUCGAGGAAUACUCUUAUUUACGCCGAUAGAGCUAAUAACAUUACCAACAAAAUAGAAAGGAAUGUCUUGGAUGUUUCUUAUCAUGUCACCCAGUACCAAACAGUGAUCACUGAGUUACGUGAUGAAAUAUCCCGACUACAGAAUAAAAUGAAGGAAGAAAGACCAAGAUCGGCGGAUAUCAACAGGAUGAAUGCCGAACAAAGGAGUAAUGAGGUGAAAAAACUCAGAGAACAAAUUGUUGAGACUUUCAAAACGCAGAUGAAGCUGAGGAGGAAAUUAAUGGAAAUCGAUUCUCAUCUAUUGGGAUUGGGCAUGGAAUCCGAGAGGCAGCAUGUGAUAAUUUCCCACUGGGAAUCUAGAAAUAACAAGCUCUACAAAAAUAGUAUUAACGAGUCUAGAGCACGAACUCAGCAGAAUAUGAGGAGACGAAAUAUCUACACCUCCGAUGGAUUUAGAUCUGCUGGUAAUGAACAAGAUGAUUCUGUAGAUGCAGAUGUAGAAAUGGAAGGAGAAGUUGCUGUCCAACAAGCUUGGGGAGAAUUGGCUGAUAUCGAAAGAGAACAGGAUAGAUGGUCAGAGCUUCGAACUCAUAUUGAGCAGAAGCUGGAAGUUUGCAGACAGCGGGGUGUUGCAUUGGAAGAUAAACUCCCAUCUUUGUUGUCUUCAGAUGACGAGAGGGAGAUCCUAGCCCUCAUGUGUAGGGUACAUGAAUUAGAAGCCGAUAAAAUGGCACUUCAAUCUGAAAGACUGGUCAGGCAACAUGAACUGAAAAGGAGAGAUCUAUUGAUUCUGCGAUAUGAUCGGCAGCGACAAAUUUGUGAGGAGAUAAUCACUAGACAGCGACAACUGAUUGAAGAAGGAAAACUCAAAUUGCCGUCAGAUUUACAGGAGCUUUAUCAAAUGUAUCAACAAGAGAUCCAUGCUGCUACAUAUACAGACUUUGGACUACCAGAUGCUCUGCUCACACCUGAUAAGUUGCCGCCCAUCAGCAAAGUGUACAGUGAUCCGAUUUUUAGGCGACAGCCUACCACAGAUUUGAGUGGAAGUGACGCAAGCGCUCCUUCGCCCCCCUCUUCAGCGGAAUCCGGCGAAGAUCUUUUACCAAAUACCAGCACUUCCUCUAUCGAUAGGGUGAUGGGUCAUCCUAUAACCAGACCAGGUUUGGUGAUGAAACUUCCUCCCCUUCCUCCCAGUCCACCGGUUAGACUGGGAAAAACAACUUCUAGUUUGAUGAGAAGGACCACCAGCGAAAAUUACGUGAACAGGCAGGAAUCGGACUCUUGA